Messenger RNA from Cylicocyclus nassatus, 1002 nucleotides. The record is from the annotation of a GenBank genome assembly. Lineage: Eukaryota; Metazoa; Nematoda; Chromadorea; Rhabditida; Strongylidae.
UUUGAGAGAAUUUGGAUGCUUUAUCAUGACGCUUGGCACUACGUUGUUGAUUGAUGUGCAAAAACUGGUUGAAUGUCCAAUCUGCCGUGAGAAUUUUGUAGAUCCACUACAAUUAAGUUGUGGACAUACGUUUUGCAAGUCAUGUUUGGACAAGCUUCCUACCGCCCAGACUAGCAAAAGCGCAAAUGAUUGCGAUCCAUUUGUGAGAUGUCCAGAAUGUCGUCAAGACACAAGACUACCUCUAUCGAGUCUACCUAUCAACUAUCGUUUAAGAGAUAUGGCGGCACUUUUCUCCAGCUCGUCUACAUCAGCUAGUGCGACACAUGCCGAUAGCAAAAAAAGAAAAUACUAUUGGAUAUGCUCAAUAUGCGGUGACGUUUCGACGAAUGGCGUGUUCAUGUCAUGCUGUGACUGUGCUGUAGAUGACAAACAAGCUCUACAAAUGUGUCCUGUGUGUUGUCUCGUAUACCACAACGGACAUAACAUACUGAAGCUAAUGGAAGGAAGUACUCUGCCAGCAUCUCCAAUUGCUGAUAUGAAGCCCUCUCAUCAGAAACACUCUUCUCAGCAACCUUCAGAUGUAGCAGGGUCAGCAUUCAGUGAGAGCACAUCAGACUUUCAACAGGGGCAACCCCAAGUCACUUCAGCAAUGGAAAUGGAUCGCACAAUAUCUAAUGGAGAAGUCGAAACAUACACAAUCCAGGAGCGACGCGAGGAUACCAUGAUUGAAGUGGAACAUAUCUCCGCUAAUAUGACAUUUGGAGCAAGACCUCGUUCUGAAAAUGCAAUAAGGUUACUUCCUGCGGCUAUUGAACGUGCCAAGAAAUACUGCGAUUGUAAGAUGCUCACGGUCUUCGUCAUCGGUUUACAAUACUUUGCUUGUUUUAUUUUACUUGUUCUAUUGAGAUUUGGUGUAAUAUGAAGUCAGUGAUAUUCGGUAACAUUCUUGACAACCUAUGAAGCUGCUACACAAAGCAGCGUAACAAGAUUUUUCUUCAAACU